ACACGUGGCUUUGUUCCAUAAGCAGUAAAUAGAAGCCAAACGGCUAAUAAAUCAAACGACAACGUAUUGCUCUUCUUCUUCUUCCUUUGUUCUUCAUUCGACUCUGCAUAUCAGAUCAGCUUUCAAGACACCUUCUCUUCUUCUGCAUUCUGGGAAUUGGACAAGCUCUUUGACAGAGACAACACGGACUUCAUCCUCAGCUCCCACGCCUUUGAAACCAUGGCUCUACCGAACAAGGCUUCCCAGUUGCUACCAAAAGGCGUCGUCGACGUCAAAUACGAGCGAAUUCCGUGCAAGUAUCCGGGCCACGAUACUCUCACGGUGAAGGUGACGGAGCAGAGCAGGUUUGCGGAAUACUUGUCCGUUGUUGUUUUGUACCAAGGUGGCCAAUACGACGUUUUAGGCAUCCAAAUCUACGACGGAAGUGUGAAGCAAUGGAAGGACAUGAGGAAUGCAUACGGCGCAGUUUACGAUCUGCCUAACCCACCAAAGGGAACGAUUUCAUUGAGGCUGAAACUCAAGAAUAUUGCCUCCGGAGGAGCAGUGAAAAUCGUCAAGCUGGAUAACGUUAUCCCACGUUACUGGAAGGCUGGGGUUGCUUAUGACUCCAAGAUUAAGCUUGCGUAAGUUAGAUAAUUAACUUGGCACACAAGUGGGUUCUCUCGUUUAUCUAUUUUAAUUUAAUUGUGUGUUGUGUCGUGUAAUAAAAAAAAAGUGAGUACACUUUGAAAACAAACCUUUGUGAUAAUGAUGCAAAUAAGAAGCAUCUUUGUUUGUAAUAUUCCUCCCCCCUACAAAUAAAACCAUAUCUGUGACAUGUGAAGUGAAUAAAUAGCUGACUAUGUG
Linum trigynum is the source of this 846-nucleotide messenger RNA. The record is from the annotation of a GenBank genome assembly. Lineage: Eukaryota; Viridiplantae; Streptophyta; Magnoliopsida; Malpighiales; Linaceae.